This is a messenger RNA of Acanthosepion pharaonis, 645 nucleotides long. The record is from the annotation of a GenBank genome assembly. NCBI's taxonomy places the organism in Eukaryota, Metazoa, Mollusca, Cephalopoda, Sepiida, Sepiidae.
AUGAAACGUUUCGUCGGCUUCUCGGCGACUAAUUAUGAGAUCACUGAUCAGUUAGGACCAGGUUAUCUGGCCCAUGGUGUUAAGCGUGUUCCAAGCUUCGCUCGUGGUCUUCACCCAUUAUCAACUCCCGGGACAGGAGACGACCCAACGUUCGGUCUGUUCAUCCAUCUAUCUAUCUAUCUAUCUAUCUAUCUAUCUAUCUAUCUAUCUAUCUAUUUCGCUCUGUUUUUAAUAUCUAUCUAUCUAUCUUGGUCUGUUCAUAUCUAUCUAUCUAUCUAUCUAUCUAUCUAUCUAUCUAUCUCGGUCUGUUCAUAUCUAUCUAUCUAUCUAUCUCGGACUGUUCAUAUCUAUCUAUCUAUCUUGGUCUGUUCAUAUCUAUUUCGCUCUGUUUUUAAUAUCUAUCUAUCUAUCUUGGUCUGUUCAUAUCUAUCUAUCUAUCUAUCUAUCUAUCUAUCUAUCUAUCUCGGUCUGUUCAUAUCUAUCUAUCUAUCUCGGCCUGUUCAUAUCUAUCUAUCUAUCUAUCUUGGUCUGUUCAUAUCUAUCUAUCUCGGUCUGUUCAUAUCUAUCUAUCUAUCUAUCUAUCUAUCUAUCUAUCUAUCUAUCUAUCUAUCUCUGAUGAAAAACAUCGAUAUCAGCAAUAUUUAG